Brassicogethes aeneus is the source of this 249-nucleotide messenger RNA. NCBI's taxonomy places the organism in Eukaryota, Metazoa, Arthropoda, Insecta, Coleoptera, Nitidulidae. The record is from the annotation of a GenBank genome assembly.
AUGGAAUUCGGUGUUCAGGCGAUAUUCGGACCAUCCGAUCCGAUAUUGGGUGCACACAUCCAGAGUAUUUGCGAAGCUCUAGACGUUCCACAUUUAGAAGCACGAAUCGACUUCGAACCGAUCUCCAAAGAGUUGUCAAUCAAUUUGCAUCCGAGUCAAGAGCACAUGAACAAGGCAUUUAAGGAUCUGAUGGCGUUUCUUAAUUGGACCAAGGUGGCCAUUAUUUAUGAGGAAGAUUACGGUAAAUAG